Beta vulgaris subsp. vulgaris (sugar beet) is the source of this 1739-nucleotide messenger RNA. RefSeq names its product mannan endo-1,4-beta-mannosidase 7. The record is from RefSeq and is a predicted model, not a curated record. The coding region runs from base 181 to 1476 and encodes 431 amino acids. Lineage: Eukaryota; Viridiplantae; Streptophyta; Magnoliopsida; Caryophyllales; Amaranthaceae. Gene Ontology annotation, molecular function: hydrolase activity, hydrolyzing O-glycosyl compounds. The transcript is spliced from 5 exons.
CAACAGUGAAUAAAGUAAAAACCAUAAGGUAAGAUAUCCCUUAUACCAUUCAUAAAAAGGCUUAAAUGUCUCUUCACUUUUCCUACCCACUUCUAAAUUCUAACAAAAACCAACCUCCCUUUACUUUCCAUUAUACACUCUCAACUUCCUCAUUUGCAUUUUCUAGAGAAAAACAAAACAAUGAAACACCUAAACUUGCUUCUCACAAUUUUACUAGUAAUCCAACAAUGUCAUUUAUUCUUCAAAGUUGAAGCAAAUGGAAGAAGAGUAGGCAAUGAUUUCAUAAGAGUAAGAGGAACUCGAUUUCUGUUAAAUGGAUCUCCUUACUAUGCAAAUGGAUUCAAUGCUUACUGGCUCAUGUACAUGGCUUCUAAUCCUUCUCAACGCCAUUUUGUCUCCAAUGUCUUCCAUGAGGCUUCCUCUCACUCGCUUUCAGUCGCUAGAACUUGGGCUUUUAACGAUGGUGGCGAUCGUGCCCUCCAACUCUCCCCUGGCUCCUACGAUGAGCAUGUGUUCCAGGGGCUGGAUUUUGUGAUAGCUGAGGCCAGAAAAUAUGGAAUAAAGCUUAUAUUAAGCUUUGCAAAUAACUACGAAAGCAUGGGAGGGAAGAAGCAAUAUGUAAACUGGGCUAAGAAUCAAGGCCAAUAUCUUACUUCUGAUGAUGAUUUCUUUACUAACCCUGUUGUUAAGGGAUUUUACAAGAACCAUAUCAAGACUGUUCUGAACAGGCAUAACACUGUAAAUGGAGUUGUAUACAAGAAUGACCCAACAAUUAUGGCUUGGGAGCUUAUGAAUGAACCUAGGUGUACAUCAGAUCCUUCUGGAAAAACCAUUCAGGCAUGGAUCACCGAGAUGGCUGCUCAUGUUAAGUCAAUAGACAAAAACCACUUGCUUGAAGCUGGUUUAGAAGGAUUCUACGGAUCAUCUCAUCCCGAGAAGCUGCAUAAUAAUCCAAACUUGAACAUUGGUACAGAUUUCAUUGCCAACAACCAAAUCCCCGGGAUUGAUUUUGCAACAGUUCAUGCAUAUCCCGAUCAAUGGUUGUCCAACAUAAAUGCUCAAUCAGAGCUCGCAUUUGUAAACAACUGGCUAACAUCUCACAUUGAAGAUUCUCAAAACAUUCUCCACAAGCCAUUACUAUUAGCAGAGUUUGGAAAAUCAGAGAAAGAUCCUGGAUUCAAUACUUAUCAGAGGGAUCAACUAUUCGCUAGUGUCUACAGCAAGAUAUACUCAUCAGCUAAGAGAGGAGGUGCAGCCGCUGGUGGGUUGUUCUGGCAGCUUUUAACAGAAGGAAUUGAAUCAUAUGGAGAUGGUUAUGCCAUUGUUCUAAGCAAGAAUCCUUCGACUGCUAGCACAAUUGCGCAACAAUCGCGCAAACUCUUCCUUAUCAGCAAGAUUUUUGCGAGAAUGAGGAACGUUGAGCUUUGGAAAAGGGCAAGGGAAAUAAGAAACAGAGAAAACUCUGGUGGCCUAUGAAAUGGGAUGUUUCAUCUAAGCAAGGUGAUUGAAGAAAGAUAAUUUCUUUCAAAGUUUUCCUCUCUUAGAGAUGAAUUUGGUUCGUCCAAGGAGGUGAUGAAGUAUCUAUAUACAAGUAAUCCUAUAGAACUAUGUGUGUGUUUUGAAUGUUUGUCUUGUAAAAUUAAACAACCUAUGUAUGGUUGGUACUGGGAUAUUAAAACGAUUGCUAAUUGACUGAUGUUACAUUUAAAACAUGAAUGAAUCAAAAUAUGUUAUAAAGA